AUGACAUCAACAGCUACAACAACCAGCGCCUUUGAUACAACUAUUCCAAGUACAACAAUAACUACGACGACAAUUUGUUGUGAUAUUGAUAAAGAAUGUCCAAUUAAAUAUGUAACUGUAUACAACGAUCGUGCCGAAAUAACACGUUCAUAUAACAAACAAUUUGAUUUGGAAGGAACAUAUGAAUUGAUAUUGAGUGGAUUUUCAAUCCACGUCGAUCAAAAUUCAUUUCAUGUCAAAGGUGGCACGGGAAAAGCAACAAUUCUUGAAAAAGUACACGAUUUGGAUAAUGAUAUUGCACAACAUCGCCAGGAGUUAGAGCGAAUAAAUAAAAAUAUCAAUUGGUUAGAUGGUCGUGCCAAUCAUUUAAUGAACAAUACUGAAAAGAAUGAUAAUUCUCUUCAACAGAUCGAACAAUUCUUAGAUUUUUAUUAUCAAAAACUGAAAACAUUGGACGAGAGUAAAAUGAUUGAAGAAUAUGAGUUGAAAUCAUUGAGUGACCAACGUGAGAGUUUUAUAAAAGACUUAAAUACGUAUGGCACAACAUUAUCGUCAACAGUAGGGAGUGAACAUCGUGAAGUUACAAUUUUGUUGAAUGUGCAAGAUAAAAAAUGCUUGGUUAAUAUAGAAAUCUCCUAUCUUAUUUUAAACUGUUCAUGGAAAGCCAGUUACGAUGUACGAGUGAGCAGUGAAACAACACCCUCUUUGAGUGGAACACCACCAAAAUUAUCAACAUUGAAAGUAGAUUACAGAGAACCAUUUUAUCGUCUGCCAUCAAAAGAUUACAAUCAUAUGAACAAAUUGGAAAGAUCAGAAUUAUAUGCGACUAUGAAAAGCAUAUCGCCAACACGAGCGAAGCGUAGUGAGUCUGCAUUGACUGCAAAUGAUCUUGUUGAAUAUGGCAAUGGGAAUGAUGUUGAAAUACUUGUAUCUAAAGCAGAAAUGAGUUUAAGUUCAACAAGUUUUAGCAUACUACGUUCAGCUACCAUCGAAUGCGAUGGAAAACCGCACAAAGUAUCUAUUGGUGUUCUCCAAUUAGAAUCCAAAUUUACCUAUACAAUUGUGUUGAAGCUAUCGCCGUAUGCCUACUUGAAAGCUACAACCACCAAUACAUCCGAUAAACAAUUAUUAUCCGGUCCGAUUAAUGUCUUUAUGGAUAAUAAUUUCAUUGCUCAUAGUCGAAUUGAGAAUGUGUCAGCUGAUGAAAAAUUUGAUCUAUAUUUAGGUGUUGACUCCAAUGUGAAAUGUGAAUAUAAACCUGUACGUAAAGUAAAUGAAACCCAAGGACUCAUCUCCAAAGUCAAUCAUGAAUAUGUGAAACAUGAAACACAAAUAAAAAAUUUAAAAACAACUGAUAUUUGUGUCUUUAUUUAUGAUCAUUUACCAUUAUCAUCGGAUGAGAAAAUUAAAGUAAAACUCAUACUACCACAAGAUAUCGGUAAAUUAAAAGAACAUUCAACAACAUCCGUGUCAUCUAUAAUAAAUGAUGAUAAUAAUGUGGAGUGGAAAGUGUUAUUGAAAGCAAAAGAGGAAUGUAAAUUACCAUUGGAAUAUUUCAUUGAAUGGCCAAAAGACAAGCAACUUGAUUAUAACCAUUGA
Molecule: messenger RNA, 1599 nt
Organism: Didymodactylos carnosus
Lineage: Eukaryota; Metazoa; Rotifera; Eurotatoria; Philodinida; Philodinidae
Source: the annotation of a GenBank genome assembly